GUUCCAUGCAUUUGAAAGCUUUCUCCCGCCAUCUUUCGUGCGGAUUAGCAAAGACUCGAAACAAAAGCCAGCGAGUCCACACAAUACCUUCCUCCUGGAGUGAACAACCUCGAAACCUCUCAGCUCCUUAAUCGCAAGCUCAUUCCUUGGUCAACCCCCUCCAAAAAAAAAAAAAAAAAAAAUGUCCAGCCGCCAGCUUCGGAAGCUGCAAGAACGGAAGGAGGCGCAAGAACUGAAGGAGCUGCGAGAACGGAAGUUGCGAGAACAGCAAGCGCUAGGCCAACAUGAUGCGCCGGCAGACAUCCCUGAAGACGACGAGCCAAUAAUACGUCAACCGCGCGCGAACUUGUUCUCCGGAUUCGCCUCUCUUGUGGAAGAUGGCGGCGAUGACGAUGAAGACGACGACGACGACGAUAUCGACGACGGCGCGGGGCAGCAGACUGCGGCGCCAAACCCUUCGGAUGCGACGGCAGCCAUCCCAAGUAAGAAAAGCAAGAAGAAAUCAAAGCGGAAGAAGAAGGCCAAGAAGGCGGACCCGGAGCCCCCCGUAAAAGAAGCGCCAGAAACUGGUGGCAUGGACGAGAUCGACCGCGCACUACAGCAACUCAAGGCCGCCGAGCCGACCCCUGUGGGCACAUCCGACUCUGAGCCGACAGACUGGUACUCCGCAGAACUCGCCAAGCUCCUGAGCAUAAAUACCAUGCAUCUCAAGGUGGUCAACGAGAUGCGGAAUCUUUUCGGGCGCGACGCCAUUGCAGCGAGUAGCGCGGAUAGCGAUCCGCAAGCAGGGGUAGACCUGAGAGCCAUGCAACGAGAGGGUCAAACCCUCGAGCAGUACCUCAAAGGACGGCCGGGCCAGAAGAUAUCCGAAGUCCUCUUAAGGCGAAACCCUUUUGUGGAAGGCAAGAGCUAUUGGCCCAAGGCUCCAGCUGGCGGCCUCACGAUGAAACGAGUCGACGAGAGUGAGGACUCGGAUCAAUUUACCGAGUUCGCAUUCGCCCACGAUCACGGUUACGAAUCACUGGAGGCGGUAUUCUUCCAAUGCGUCCAAACGCACGACCCUAUGAUGCUAGUGCACUUCCUCCAUCAAAACCCGUACCAUGUCUCCUCUCUGAUCCAGGUCAGCAAGGUCGCAAAACAGGACCAGAACUCGGCUCUUGCGGGCGAUCUAUGCGAGAGGGCGCUGUUUACGUUCGGUAGGGUGACUUUAUCGUCCUUCCGAAACAAACUGAAGGAUGGGCGCGCGAGGCUCAGCUUCAGCCGGCCAGAGAAUCGCCAGUUCUGGCUUGCUGCCUACAACUACGUCAGGAGUUUGAUGAUCAAGGGAACCUACAGGACGGCUCUGGAAUGGGCCAAGAUGUUGCUGUCGUUUUCCCCGGCCGACGACUAUGGGAUGCUGAACUUGAUACAUGGCAUCGCGAUCAGGUGUCACGAGGCCGCAUGGUUCAUCGAGCUGGUGUGCGAGAACGACCUGUUCAGCUAUCACAUGGCACGCCACGUGCCAAACAGAGACUACGUCAAGCAGACGGCUGUGUUGGCGAAGCUGCAGCUGGGUGAUGCAGCUGGUGCGAGGAAGCUACUGAAAGAAGGUAUGGAGACACUCCCUUGGCUUUACUGUGCGCUCUUGAGCGCACUAAAUAUGGACGCGCCCAAAUCCAUCUGGGGGAUUCAGGCCAGGAGCCCAAGCGAAGAGCUCUACACGGCCCUGUACAUCAGCCAAGCCAAGGACUUGUGGAACACCCAACAGGCAUCGGCACUGCUCAAAGAGGUAGCAACCUCGCUGGCGCGGCCGCCGGUGCACGAGACGUUGCCGGAAGCCGAGGACGUGGCGGAGAGUACGGCGCGGUUCGUGUACUUGGACAACACGCCGUCGUUGAUGGCGCUCGUGCCGCAUGCGCUCAUGCACGCGUCGCCGAAUUUCGACUUUGAUCCUCUCCCCCCGCCGCUUGAAGAAAACAUCUUCUCGAGCGUGGCGCAACGGCUGCCCUGGGACGGAACGCAGGCCCACCCUUCGACAUCGCAUCUCGGGGAGCUCUUUGCACGUCUAUUUCCGGCAGAGCAGCGGCGCUGGGAACAGUUGUUUCAGGGGCAGGGGCUAGGAGAUGUGGAGGGGUUGGAGGAGCAGGAUGAACUGGUGGAUGGGGUGCCGGAGGAGGAUAUCGAGGCGAUGGUACAGCUGCGUGCCGCUGUGGCAGAGUCUAGGAACGAUCCUGGGGUGCUCGCCCGGCUCGCCCAGAUGGCCGAGUUUAUGUUUGGUCGCCCUCGGGAUGCAGCUGCCAACGAGGCGGAAGACGAGCCCACCAUCGAUGCCGCUGCCAGCAGAGGCGAGGAUGAUGCUAUGCAGCAGGAGGACCGGAACCCGGCCCCGUCGGACACGCACGGUGGCCGGGGCGACAACACCAACCGGCAAGGAGACUGACCAGAUAGUGCUCGUGUCUCGGCCAUCCGUGCGAGUAUCUGUGCGGACAGAGUAUGGAUUAGAGCGCAGGGCUCUGCGUCUGCAUUGUGUGGCGUAGCUGCUGAAGAACACCACGCUGCACCAGCCCGAAUGUUUCCCCGCGCAUCCCGUCAGCCCACACGCAGGCCGUGCAUCGUUGCACGGGCUUGGUCGUACCUGAUGAUUGAGGGCAUAGGCAGUUAAUUACCUUGGUAGACAGAAUCCCCAAGCAAAUAUACCUACACGAGUCGGCCUAGUACACAGUACACAAAAGAGGCUUGAAAAUUGCGCAAGCUGACGGGCCACGAGCUACCAGGUGCGGGUGAUACAAGCCCCACGGGGGGCUCCAGCUCCAGGGGGUGUGUGGGCGACACCGACCCGAAACCUGCGCAGCUCUCGCGAAGCCAUUGAGCGACGAGGCCUGAUUAAUAAUUUGCUCACCAAAAGAGGCGAGCGGCAGCAGAGACCAGACGAGCAGGCCUGGACGGCGGCUGACCCUCCGUCAUUUUGGAUUUUCCAUAUAAUUCGGCCUGCUCCUCCUCAUUUUCUCUUGUUGUCCCU
Gaeumannomyces tritici R3-111a-1 is the source of this 2998-nucleotide messenger RNA. Its product is annotated as Nulp1-pending protein. Lineage: Eukaryota; Fungi; Ascomycota; Sordariomycetes; Magnaporthales; Magnaporthaceae. The record is from RefSeq and is a predicted model, not a curated record. Gene Ontology annotation, biological process: rescue of stalled cytosolic ribosome; ribosome-associated ubiquitin-dependent protein catabolic process. Bases 182 to 2419 code for a protein of 745 amino acids. The transcript has a single exon. Gene Ontology annotation, cellular component: RQC complex.